Arabidopsis arenosa is the source of this 1011-nucleotide messenger RNA. Lineage: Eukaryota; Viridiplantae; Streptophyta; Magnoliopsida; Brassicales; Brassicaceae. The record is from the annotation of a GenBank genome assembly.
CCCACAGCCAAACAAAAAAUGGAUCAAAGAUGGAGUCUUCAGGGUAUGACUGCUCUUGUAACUGGUGGAGCCAGCGGAAUCGGGCAUGCUAUAGUAGAGGAGCUAGCCGGUCUUGGAGCUAGAAUCCAUGUAUGCGAUAUAUCUGAAAAAAUGCUUAAUCAAAGUUUAAGCGAAUGGGAAAAGAAAGGGUUUCAAGUAAGUGGUUCAAUCUGUGAUGUAUCCUCUCAUUCUGAGAGGGAAACACUUAUGCAAACCGUCUCAACAAUGUUUGAUGGCAAGCUGAACAUUCUUGUAAACAACGUUGGCGUAGUUAAUACAAAGCCAACAAUAGAAUAUGUGGCUCACGAUUUCUCGUUCCAUAUUUCAACAAACUUGGAAUCUGCUUAUCACCUUAGCCAACUUUCACAUCCUCUCCUAAAAGCUUCUCAAUUUGGAAGCAUCGUCUUUAUUUCCUCUGUUGGAGGAGUUGUAUCAAUGGAGUGUGGAUCUAUCUAUAGUUUAACGAAAGGAGCUUUGAAUCAACUAGCAAAAACUUUGGCAUGUGAAUGGGCAAGAGAUGGCAUAAGAACCAACUCUGUUGCUCCUAAUUUUAUCCAUACUGCUAUGGCUCAACUUUUUUUCAAAGACGCCGAUUAUGAGAAGAGUUUGGUUAGUAGAACUCCACUUGGUCGCGCUGGGGAGCCAAAAGAGGUUGCAUCACUUGUGGCUUUUCUGUGUCUACCUGCAGCUUCAUAUAUUACUGGUCAGACCAUUUGUGUUGAUGGAGGUCUCACUGUCAACGGUUUCUCCUAUAAGCCACAGGCCUGAGAUGAGACUUGUGUGUGUUGGUGAUGCAUCAUAUAUGUCUAUUUCCUUUUGGUGUUGGGUUUUGUUUUAUGUUUGUCUUUUGAUUUAUUUGUUUUUGGUUAUGAAUAUCCAUAAGUAAUCCUACUUCCGUUUUGCUUCGGUGUUUUGUCCUCAGUUUGUGUUUUGUUUCUAGCUUUUGAUCAUUAAUAAAACCCAAAAGGAGGA